Messenger RNA from Mus caroli (Ryukyu mouse), 922 nucleotides. It is a transcript of the gene Chchd2, whose product is annotated as coiled-coil-helix-coiled-coil-helix domain containing 2. Lineage: Eukaryota; Metazoa; Chordata; Mammalia; Rodentia; Muridae. The record is from RefSeq and is a predicted model, not a curated record. Gene Ontology annotation, cellular component: nucleus; mitochondrion. Gene Ontology annotation, molecular function: sequence-specific DNA binding. Gene Ontology annotation, biological process: mitochondrion organization; positive regulation of transcription by RNA polymerase II.
AACUUCGUAACUUCCGGGCCUAGGACGCUGAGCCCAGGCUCUGCCCAUUACUGACGUCUUCUUUGUUCAAUAACCUUUAGCGCCCGAGCUUUUCCUGGUUUCUUAUUGGCUGCCGCGUGAGGUACCGCCUCCACCCUUCCUCUCUCCUUGGUAGAAAUUGCUGGACGCUUCUGGGCGUUUCGCAGUUUGUCUUCGCUGAUCGGUGAGACUUCUAGCAGUUAGGAUGCCGCGUGGAAGCCGAAGCCGCACUUCCCGGGUGACUCCUCCGGCCAGCCGGGCCCCUCAGAUGAGGGCUGCUCCCCGAAGAGCACCUGCAGCUCAGCCUCCAGCAGCAGCUGCACCAUCUGCAGUUGGCUCACCUGCCGCUGCGCCCCGACAGCCAGGCCUGAUGGCCCAGAUGGCUACCACCGCGGCCGGUGUGGCUGUGGGCUCUGCAGUGGGGCACACCCUGGGCCACGCCAUCACUGGGGGCUUCAGCGGAGGUGGCAGUGCUGAGCCCGCAAAGCCUGACAUCACUUACCAGGAGCCUCAGGGAGCCCAGCUGCAGAACCAGCAGUCUUUUGGACCUUGCUCUCUAGAGAUCAAGCAGUUUCUGGAGUGUGCUCAGAACCAGAGCGAUGUCAAGCUCUGUGAGGGCUUCAACGAGGUACUGCGGCAGUGCAGGAUUGCAAAUGGUUUAAUGUAAUCAAGAAAUUCAAGCUGAAGAGAUGUAACAUUGGUUCUGUAUAACUGAUAGUACAAUAGUACAAGUGUGGACCCUUAUAUUUCUAACAGCUCCAUUGCUUUGGAAUGGCCAUGAAAGAGAUCUAACUAUGGAUGCUUACUGAGGCUUGUAUGUAGUGUUGGUUACUGGGCACGUGUUUGGCCUCCUUGGACUGUGUUGUGAUUGUGAGUUAAAAAAAAAUAAAUUGGUUAUUCUGAA